This is a messenger RNA of Notolabrus celidotus (New Zealand spotty), 3908 nucleotides long. RefSeq names its product MAGUK p55 subfamily member 7-like. Lineage: Eukaryota; Metazoa; Chordata; Actinopteri; Labriformes; Labridae. The coding region runs from base 436 to 2205 and encodes 589 amino acids. The record is from RefSeq and is a predicted model, not a curated record. Gene Ontology annotation, biological process: protein localization to adherens junction. Gene Ontology annotation, molecular function: protein binding. Gene Ontology annotation, cellular component: plasma membrane; cell-cell junction. The transcript is spliced from 18 exons.
GGUUGUUAGUUUUAAACGUUUUUACCGGUUUUAUCACUUUUUGAUGCAUUUUAAGCUAAUUAGCCGUUAGCUAAGUUAGCAGCCUUAGCAAGCACUGUUUUCGCGUUUUUCUCAUUUUAGAAAAUGAGCAAUAUUGUUUGGAAUAUGCUCGACUUAAUAUACUUUAAGUAAGCAGGGUUUAAUAUUAACUUCUGCGUUAGCUAACCAUAGCUAGCUAGCUACAGGAAAUACGGCUAAUUGCUGCCUGUCAACGCUAGCUGCUAACAUCGACAGCUAACGGAUACAAGCUAGCUCAACAACCCAGCCUAUAAAAAAUAGGAGGUUAAACCUGAACACAUUCAUCUACAUGUUAAGAAUGGAGUGGAUGCUGAGUUAAUCAGAACACAGAGGUUCCUCCAGACUGCAGCAGGCGUGUGCAGAUCACGUUAAGCAGUGAUGUCUGAAACGGAGUCUCAGUCAGACAGAGAGGAGGACUACAGGUUCCUCCACAGUAUGCUGAUGGAGAAGAAGCUCCAUCUGCUCUUUAAGAUCCACGAGCGUCUGAAGCAUUUUGAGGAGCGAAGCCCCCUCCCCGUCCAUGAGAACGCAGCGACUUUGGCCUCAGAUUUGGCGGAAGAGCUGAUAUACCAAAGCAGGACAGAUGAAGUCAAAGAACUGGUUGACCUCUUUUCCAAGCCUCAUUUUAAGAGUCUCCUGUUUGUCCACGAUGCUGUCGCUCAGAGAGACUUUGAGCCCACCCUGCCUCCCAUACCUGAUGACAUCCUGGACAGCGAUGAAGACACGGUCAAAAUUGUCAGUCUGGUCAAAACUAAAGAGCCCCUGGGGGCAACGAUUAAGAAGGAUAAAUUCACUGGGGCCAUUGUUGUGGCGAGAAUCAUGAGAGGAGGCGCAGCUGAUAAAAGUGGCCUGAUCCAUGAAGGAGAUGAGCUGAAAGAGUUGAAUGGCGUCUCUCUGGAACACAAGAAACCAAACGAAAUCCUUCCUCUGCUGGCUUGUUCUCAAAGGGACGUGAAGUUCAAAAUCGUACCCGCCUCCUCCAAGAAAGACAUGUCACCAAAAAAGAAGAAGCUGUUCUUGCGGGCUCUGUUUGACUAUGAUCCAGGUGAGGAUCCCACUGUUCCCUGCAAGGAUGCAGCAGUAGCUUUCAAAAGAGGCGACAUCCUCCAGAUUGUCAGCAUGGAGGACGACACCUGGUGGCAGGCACGUCACCUUGGGGACAGCAGCACUCGGGCAGGACUCAUCCCCUCUGAGCAUCUUCAUGAGAGGAGAGUAGCACUGCAGCGACCUAAAGCCCUGUUCAAGCCUCGACGAGUCAAACCACCAGUCAUUGAGGAUGUAGACUACAGAGCUAUUACAGGGUUCUACAUUGCUGGUUUAAGAAGAAGUUUUCGACUCGGGAGGAAGAGCACCUUGGCCAAAGAAGCAGCUCAUUCCAGGAGGUGGAGCGCAGGUGUACACAGCACAUUCACUGCCCCUACCUACAUUGAGGUGAUCCCCUACCACAGAGACCCCACAGACAAACACCGUCUGGUCGUCCUUGUGGGUCCCAGCGGCGUUGGUGUAACCGAACUGAAGAGGAGGCUGCUAAUAUCCGACCCUGACCACUAUGGCGUCACUGUGCCGUACACCACACGUGAGAAGAGGAGGCAGGAAAACGAAGGAGUGGAUUAUCACUUUGUGUCAAUUUACAUGUUUGAAGAGGAUAUCCUCAAUAAGAGGUUUAUAGAGUAUGGGAGACACAGAGGACACUACUAUGGAACCAGUCUAGACUCUGUGCACAGAGUGAUGGCUGAGGGCAAGGUGUGCCUCCUGGAUGCGCAUCCUAGUAAAAUAAAGCACGUGUACACGUCUGAAUUCAAACCAUACGUGGUGUUUGUGAAGCCCCCAUGCAUCGAAGAGCUACGCCUCACCAGACGCAGAGCUAAAUUCAUCUGUGACGAAGAGGACAAGAACACAAGGAGGAUCUUCUCAGAGGAGGAUUUCGGGGACAUGAUCGCCUCAGCUGAAACCAUGGAGAGCCAGUGCGGUCACUUGUUUGACAGUGUGACUGUUAACGGAGAUAUCGCUAUUGCGUUCAGAGAGCUGAAGGCCGACCUCAAGAGAGUUGAAAAGGCAGAAGUCCAGUGGAUUCCAGCAGAGUGGAUUUGCCCUGCAUCUCCAACACAAGCACGGAGGAGCUGCGGUUAUUUGGGCGGCUGGAUCUGAACCUCCAGCAAGAAAGAAGAAGAGCAAAAGAACAAAAAUAAAUGUUUAAAUUUCUAUUUAUAAACAUUACAUUUUUUAACAUUUUAUUUUCCAUUUGUAAAUAUGUUCUGUGACUACCACAGUUUUCCACAGUGUCCCCCAGUGUGUAUCUAAUUAGGCGAACAUAAUCCAUCUUCUCUCUCUUCCUCCGUCUGUCACAGAGCCAGUUUUUUUCUGCUGGCAUCAGGCUGCAAUAAUGUCGACUCGCAGGACGGACGAGAAGAAGAAGAAGUAGGAGGAAAAAAGGAAACUCUCCAGAGCUUGCGGCUGAGUAAUCCUCCCUUGCCAAGUCGCAAACAUCAGCAUGUAAUUAUUCUGACAGCUGCUGCACUUCAAUUAAAUGUAAUGCACACCAGAGAAAUAUUAUUAGUAGCAGCCAGGGAGACACGCUGCCAACAACACGCUGAACAAAAUAAGGACAGACAGAAGAUAACAGUCAAUUAAGAAUGUGGAGGAAGGAGGAGGAAAACCUGUUGCGUGGCUUGUGUUUUGGGAUCAUGUAUGUAUAGUAGAAGAAGACUAGAGAUGCUUGAACCAGUGUUUGUUUUAUAUAUAAUGACUGUGAAGUUGGCACUCUGUUUUUGUAGAUUUUUUACGGCAGUGUAUUGUAACCCUUUUAACUGAGGUUAGCUUAAUGUGAAUAGAUAAUGUUAAGUAAAUAAACGUUAACAUUGGCUAGAUAACAGAAGAAAACAGGAAAGCCUAAAGUGCACCAAACAAUAUCAAAAGAAACACACCAAUACAGCGUCUGCAUUUAAAGGAUUUCUCCUCAUAUUUAGUGAAUGUAAGUUAUGAGGAGCAAAAACACAAUCAUCAAAAACCACAGAAUUAUUCACAACACAUUAUCAUAACUCUUACCCAGGCAAGUGAAAUAAAAAUAAUAAACCAAACAGGCCUUUAAACUCAAGGUGAGUUUGCACAUACUGUGAGCGAGACCUCAAUUCACCUCCCUUCACAGGUAGUCCGAAUGUCAGGUCGACAGGUAACCUUGGUUGACGACCAAACAUUAAUUCAUAGGGUGUGAAUCCUGUUACAUUGCAUGUACCAGGGGUUUUACAAAGUUUCGCCACUGUGACAGAUUUGAGAGUCCACACUGCCUCUGAAAAAUCUGAUCGGAUUUGGGACACUUUUGCCUUCCACUCUUACUUAUUUUAUUAAUUUUGCUGUGUUGAUUUUCUUUUAUUUUAAGUAUUUAUUCUGUGAAGCACUUUGGGGUGCAUGUUUUUAUGUAUGAAAGGUGCUAUAUAAAUAAAGUUGAGUUGAGUUGCAGUGUGAACAUAGCCAAAGUCAGGACCUUGGUCACUGUGCAAGCAUUGGGAUCCCAUAAUGGAACAAGAAGUUGUCCCAAAGACAUUAAGCAACAGUCUUAGCUUUCUGGUUUGGCGUUGGGAUGGCGGCAGCAUACUUUGUGAAAUGAUCCGUGAUCACCAGGAUAUCUUUGGUGCUGCUUCUAUCAGGCUCUAGAGACAGGAAGUCCAUACAGACGAGUUCUAAGGGCCUUGUGGAUUCUAUGUUCACCAAUGGUACAGCUUUUUCCAGUACAAAUGCACCAGUCUUCUAUUUUCUAUUUCUAAAAUCCUACUCCUUUAUGGACAUCUUAUUAUGUAGAUCACUUUUUUAGUCAACAAUGUAUGAGGAAAAUUAAAAAUAACUGGGAGAAACUU